AUGUUGCAAGCGUUUUUAGACUGGGCUUUGGAAUGGAAAGGGAAGGAGCACGUCUAUUUGCCAGAGUUCGUGAGACAUUUUGGUCUCCUCAACCGAGAUGCAGCAACUAAAUCUUUCCAGGAGCUCAUUCAACAUUCUUGUAUUCCUAAAAAACGUCGGGAUGAUAUUCAAGAGGCGUAUAGGUUUUUUCAGGAACACCAUAGGGAAGCGUUUUGGGCAAAUCGUGCUAUGAAGCACAGUACAACGAUGACAUCAAAGCAAGCAGUUAUUAGUACAAACGCAAUCAUUUCAGCCAGUUUAGAUUCAAUAUCUCGUGGUGUGAAAGAGGAUGAUACGUUGAGUUUUGUUGGUAUUCCCGCGAUCAAACUCACUGCUGAUCAAGAAGAAUCCAGUCCAGAAGCAUCGUCGCACCAGCCAAAGAGACGCAGGGAAGAAUCCAGUGAUUCUCUGGCCACAGAAGAAGAUCCUGUUGACCGUCUAUUAAUGUGUUUACCACAGCCUAUGUCAGCUAUCUUAGGAUCGCAUGGCUGGACGUUUGUUGCUGCUGAAGACGGCCUUGAUAUUGGCGCAAUGUUUGGUAAUUACUAUCGAAAAUGUGCCAAUUCUGUUUUUAAAGCUAGCUAUCCUGAGGACGCACUAGCUUUAAAUGCGACGCUGCUAAUAAGGGAAGACCCAACUCCUCUUCAGCUGGAGUGUUUUGGUGAAGAGUUUUUCGAGAGAUUAAAGAAUCGGUUUAAAAAUCGCAUACCAACUAUCGAAAUUUCAAACGAACGAACACUCAUUAGGAACUGGAUGGAUAACUUAGUAGACAAUGAGUGGGACAGUGAUAUUACCUUGAAUCAUUUGGAGAACUCCAAGGUGACGGUGAAACUUUGUCCACUGAAAAGAUAUCUAGUUUAUGCCUUAUCGGAAUUUGAGCAUUUUCAGAAGCCAUCCUAUAGUGAGGCUGAUGGCAUAUCAUCGUUCCUAAUGCCGCUGCUGCGCAAAUUCUACCAUGUCCAAGGCAGCGCUAGACUCGCAUACACAAAUAACUCGUCCAGGACCAGUAUAUAUCACAGACGAAUCCUUGACUUGGAAACCAAAACAUGUGGCCAGCCCGACCUCACAACAAGAAGUAAAAGGGAUAUCGAGCUUUUUUUUGCAGAGGCCGCAGGAGUGAUGUGCCAUGAUACAUCGAAGCAAGCUGGAGAUUUGGUCCGACUUGGAGUAUAUGGAAAGAAUGCUAUUGAUCAAGUGGACGACAUCUAUGACACAUCAAUUACUGUCACGUUAGCACAUGUUGUUGGCCGUAAUGUCACGAUGUACAUACAGUUUCCAUUAGGGACAAUGUACAUCAUGUUAAAAGUUGGAGCAUGGAAAAUACCAGAUUCGCUAGAGACCUUAGGAGGACUUGCACAAGAUAUUGGCUGCAUUGUGAAGACUUCCUCGGUCUUUCAUGAGCAAUUGAAAUUGCUGUCGACGAGGGUUGCAAAUAAGAGCGGUAAAACAAAGGACCACUUUCCCUCUAUCAUUACCCCUCAUGCAAAGAGUGCUUUAAAACAAUGA
Molecule: messenger RNA, 1545 nt
Organism: Lobosporangium transversale
Lineage: Eukaryota; Fungi; Mortierellomycota; Mortierellomycetes; Mortierellales; Mortierellaceae
Exons: 3
Coding region: 1-1545 (514 amino acids)
Source: RefSeq, a predicted model, not a curated record